AUGGAUGAGAAGAAGUACGACUCUGGGUCCAAAGUGGCCCAGACAACCGGCGAACAGCUGCCGGCCUACGGAGACUCCGAGCCUACCAAGGGCAGCCUUGGCCGAAGAAUUAUUGAUAGCUUCAAGAGGGAUCCUAAUGCGCACAUUAACGCCGGCCACUCUGCUGGCGCCGACGGCUCUGGUUUCGAUGCCGAACAAGCUGCGCAUAAUACCGCGCAUUCGCCGCUCCAGCGUCGCUUGAAGGGUCGUCACUUGCAGAUGAUCGCCAUCGGUGGUUCAAUCGGUACCGGUCUCUUUGUUGGUUCUGGAUCUGUCCUCGCUGCCGGUGGUCCGGCCUCGGUUCUUAUCGCCUACAUUCUCAUUGGUAUCAUGCUCUACUGCACCGUCCACGCGCUGGGCGAGAUGGCCGUCUUGUACCCCGUUGCUGGUUCUUUCUCUCACUACUCAACUCGUUUCGUUGACCCGGCCUGGGGUUUUGCUAUGGGUUGGAACUAUGCGCUUCAGUGGCUGAUUGUCUUGCCCUUGGAAAUUGUCGCUGCCUCCAUCACGAUAGACUAUUGGAGUCCCGGUGUGUCGAACGCGGCUUGGGUUGCUAUUUUCUGGGUGAUGAUCGUCUCUAUCAACUUGUUCGGUGUCCGUGGUUACGGUGAGGCCGAGUUUGUGUUCUCCACUAUCAAGGUUAUUGCCGUCAUUGGAUUCAUUAUCCUCGGAAUCGUUCUGAACUGCGGUGGUGGUCCCGAAGGUGGCUACAUCGGUGGACGCUACUGGCACAACCCGGGUGCGUUCAACAAUGGCUUCAAGGGCCUUUGCAGUGUGUUCGUCAACGCUGCCUUUGCCUUCGCCGGUACCGAGUUGGUUGGUCUGGCCGCGGCCGAGACUGCCAACCCCCGCAAGUCGCUCCCCGGUGCUAUCAAGCAAGUGUUCUGGCGUAUUGCCCUCUUCUACGUGGUCUCCCUUACCCUGGUUGGCCUCCUCGUCCCAUUCGACACCGAGCGCCUCGUCACCGGUAGCUCGUCGGCCGAUGCACACGCAUCUCCCUUCGUCAUUGCCAUUGAGAACGCCGGUAUCAAGGGUCUGCCCUCCGUCAUGAACGUCGUCAUUAUGAUUGCGGUCUUGUCCGUCGGUAACUCCUCCGUCUACGGUUCUUCGCGUACCCUCGCUGCUCUCGCCGAGCAGGGCCAAGCUCCCCGCUUCCUGGCUUACAUUGACCGCAAGGGCCGUCCUCUCUGGUCAAUCUGCGUCGCCUCAGCCAUCGGUCUGCUUUGCUUCCUGGCUGCCUCGGACAAGCAGACUGUCGCCUUCGCAUGGAUGAUGGCUAUUUCUGGUCUUUCAUCCGUCUUCACCUGGGGCUCUGUCUGCCUGGCCCACAUCCGAUUCCGCCGCGCCUGGCACGUUCAGGGCCACAGCCUGGACGAGCUGGCGUUCCGCUCUCAGCCCGGUGUCAUUGGUUCCUGGAUCGGUUUUAUUUUCAACUGCCUCGUUCUGGUCGCUCAGUUCUGGGUUGGGUUCGCCCCCGUUGGCUACAAGGAGAAGACCGCCUCGGAGCUGGUGUAUUCUUUCUUCUCUAGCUACCUGGCCGCCCCCGUCGUGUUGGCCUUUUACAUCCCUUACAAGAUCUGGUACCGCACUAAGGUUGUCCGAUCUCACGAGGUCGACCUCGACACUGGUCGUCGUGACUUGGACAUCCAGCACUUGAUUGACCAGGAGCGGGCAGAGCAGGCUGCUUGGCCCAGGUGGAAGAAGAUCUACAAGCUCUUCUGCUAG
Molecule: messenger RNA, 1764 nt
Organism: Penicillium cataractarum
Lineage: Eukaryota; Fungi; Ascomycota; Eurotiomycetes; Eurotiales; Aspergillaceae
Product: amino acid permease GAP1
Exons: 3
Coding region: 1-1764 (587 amino acids)
Biological process (GO): amino acid transmembrane transport
Cellular component (GO): membrane
Molecular function (GO): amino acid transmembrane transporter activity
Source: RefSeq, a predicted model, not a curated record